Molecule: messenger RNA, 2572 nt
Organism: Physeter macrocephalus (sperm whale)
Lineage: Eukaryota; Metazoa; Chordata; Mammalia; Artiodactyla; Physeteridae
Gene: CAAP1
Product: caspase activity and apoptosis inhibitor 1
Exons: 5
Coding region: 83-970 (295 amino acids)
Source: RefSeq, a predicted model, not a curated record
UGCCCGCUGCUAGCUGCUGCGGCAGGCUUUCGGUCGAUCCAGAAGCGGCGGGCUUUCCCCGGAUGGUUGCAGCAGAGGGAUCAUGACGGGGAAGAAGUCUUCCCGGGAGAAGCGGCGCAAACGAAGCGGUCAGGAGGCGGCGGCGGCGCUCGCGGCGCCGGACCCGGUUCCCGCCGUCGCCAGCGGCGGCAGUGGAAGCACGAGCGGUUGCGGGAGCGCCAGCGGCUGCGGGAGCGUCACCUGCUGUGGGAACACCAGCUUGAGUGGAAGUGUCACUGGCGGUGGGAGCGGCGGCAGCUGCUGGGGUGGGAGCAGCGUGGAGCGCAGUGAGCGCCGUAAGCGGAGGAGCACUGACUCGUCUGCCAGCGUCUCCGGCUCCUUGCAGCAGGAAGCCAAAUAUCUUUUGCCAACUCUGGAAAAAGAGUUAUUCUUGGCAGAGCACAGUGACCUUGAAGAAGGUGGAUUAGACCUUACUGUGGCAUUAAAACCAGUUAGUUUCUAUAUAUCAGACAAAAAAGAAAUGCUUCAGCAGUGUUUCUGUAUCAUAGGAGAGAAGAAGUUACAGAAGAUGCUUCCUGAUGUGUUAAAGAACUGUUCAAUAGAAGAAAUUAAAAAACUGUGCCAGGAACAGUUAGAGCUCCUGUCUGAAAAAAAAAUCUUGAAGAUUCUUGAGGGUGACAAUGGUAUGGACUCUGAUAUGGAAGAAGAGGCAGAUGAUGGCUCUAAGAUGGGAUCUGAUUUAGUUAGUCAGCCUCUCACUGUUGUGGCCUCUCCCGUUGCGGAGCACAGGCUCCGGACGUGCAGGCUCAGCGGCUAUGGCUCCCGGGCCCAGCCGCUCCGCGGCAUGUGGGAUCUUCCCAGACCGGGGCACGAACCCGUGUCCCCUGCAUCGGCAGGCGGACUCUCAACCACUGCGCCACCAGGGAAGCCAUGUUACUAUUUUCAAACAGAUUACACCUGUGUUAUUUAAAUUAGUCCAAGCCCUAGAAAAAGAUGAAAAGAUCUUCAGUUUACUUUAUGAUUUCUGCAUAGCUUUAAUAUUCCAAAUUUCAUAAAUAGUGCCAAAAACGUGUGCGGGGGAUUAUAGGGCUUCUCACUUGUGAAUAUAGAUGUAAAAAUUAUAAGUACAACAUUAGCGUAUAGAACCCAGCAGUGUAUCAGUGGGUAAUUAUGCUACUGACCAAGUAGGAUUUACUCCAGGAAUUUACAGGAGACUUAAUUAGAAAGUCUAUUAGCAUAAGUCAUUUCAACAAAUUAAAGGAGAAAAAUUACAUGGUCAGAUAAGUAGAUGCUAAAAAGGCCUUUGCUAAUAUUCAGCAGUCAUUUCUAAUAUAAGCUGUAGGUAAAAAAGAUAUAGUAGAAAACUAUUCAGAUAUGAUAAUGACCAUUUGACCAAGCUUAACUACCCACUUGGUGAAUUAAAAUGACGAAUCAGACAGGAUCAUUCAUUUUCAAUGUUUCUUGGAGGUUCUAGCAAAUGCAUUUAGACCAAAAGCAAAAAAAACAACCCCCCCCCCCCGCACACACACACGCAUGCGACAUUGGUGGUAGGGAGUAAUUAACUGGUCAAAGGCAGCGAAAAGAGAUGGGAUGAUGGAAGCAGAGAUUGGAGUGAUGUACUUUGAAGAUGGAAAAAGGAGCCACAAGCUAAGGAAUGCAGGUGAUCUUUCAGAAGCUGGAAAAGACAAGGAAAUGGAUUCUCCAGAAGAAAUGUAGCACUACCUACACCUUGAUUCUAGUGUCGUAAGACUAAUUUGGGAUUUCUGACCUCCAGAACUGUAAGAUAAUAAAUUCACAUUGUUUUAAGCCACUAAAUUCGUGGUGAUUUUUGUUACAGUGGCAAUAGAAAACCAUGCAAGGUACUUGAUUAAAACCUAGACAUAAGCCAGAGUUUUAGAUUGUUGCCUGUAACCAUAGAGAUGUUUUGCUCAAUUUAAAUAUUUUAAAAAUUUUCAAAUAGUUCCAACAUUUAAAAAUCAAGUGAUAACACACCAAAGUUUGGAUUUCUGAGUUGCUUGAAAAUCAGAUCAAGCAACCUUUCCUGAGAGGGCAAAAAAAAUUUGGAGCUGAGUGUAGGUACUCUCUUUUUGAGUGGCGUAUAUAUGUUUUACUUUGCCACAUAGUACUUCAUUUGCCUAUAUGCUUAAUGUACAGAAUGUCUAGAAAAUGAAACUCUGAUUCAAGGGAAAAUACAUAAAGGCCAAAGGUUUGCCUUGGAACCAGUUCUGUCAGUUUGUCAGUGUCUCAUCAACUGAGACAUACACCUUUACCUUUUUAUCCCAAUUUUGAAGAACAAAAAGAAUUUUAAAUAGGUGUAGAUAAAGCAGUCUAUGGUAUUAAAGACACGUGAGAAUUUUGAUAUUUUAACGGCAACCUGUGUGCUUUUAUUGUGGUGUUUAUGGGAAAGGACAUAACAUUAAUAGCGUCUUAGAAUUAUUUAAGAAGCUGUAAAGUGACAACUUUCAGUAUGAGGUAUAUGUAUGCCUAUGUGUAUGUAUAUGGUAUUUAAUAUGCUCUAUGUAAAUUAAUUUUCUCGUAAACCAUUAAAAGUUUGAAAAUACAGAAGUACACA